This is a messenger RNA of Aspergillus puulaauensis, 1194 nucleotides long. RefSeq lists its product as uncharacterized. The transcript has 4 exons. Gene Ontology annotation, molecular function: siRNA binding. Gene Ontology annotation, cellular component: nucleus. Bases 1 to 1194 code for a protein of 397 amino acids. Gene Ontology annotation, biological process: regulatory ncRNA-mediated heterochromatin formation. The record is from RefSeq and is a predicted model, not a curated record. Lineage: Eukaryota; Fungi; Ascomycota; Eurotiomycetes; Eurotiales; Aspergillaceae.
AUGUUCGUCUUUGGUCGAGAAGAUCUCCCUGCAGACCCAGUAUUUCCGGCCGAGCUGGAUAAGUUGGGCUAUUUCAUCAAUGAGAGUGACCAGAUCAGAAAGAUUUCCGAUCCGUCACAAGAAUUCCAGUUCAAAAUCAACAGAAAUGAGCGGUGGAAUCAGGUACAACGGGGAGCCAUGAACGAAUGCAUCCGAGGCAUUGUGUUGCCGAGACUACACGCUUUGGGCCUCGUCACUCUUUGUCUGCCUCUCACCUCUGGACCAACAAAGCCGCACGUUCCCAUACUGGUCUCGAAAAACUUGUCUACCGCGUCGCGAAUCAUAUUGGUCUUCGGUGAGCCUGUGCAGGACCUAGGCAUCUGGGCUUACCGCACAGUGGGUAGUGAGAACAUCAACGCCGGAUCAGCUGUGAACUUUGUCAAGGCGAUCCUCGAUCCGGAAGAACACGCUCACACCAAUGGUACCAAUGGUAUCAAUGGGGUCUCAGGCAAAGGGCCGUCUUCCCAAUAUGGUGACGUCGCCGUUGUGCUUGCGAAUACUGGCCAACUCUCCUGGCACUGCGGCUCAGGUCGCGCAAUGACCCACGCCUCUCGAAUGGCUCUGCCUCGAGCUUCAGCAGUUGAUCCUCCCUUAGUUCAGACGUACAGGAACAGGAUUCCCGGCCAUGAGAACUGGCAGGAGCAUGUGAGUUCUGUUUUCGAGGGCAUAUUUGCAGCCCGUGGACAGCUUGUCAGGAGCGACGCCAAAAUCGAUGUCAUUGGUCUUGCUGAAGGGGGAUAUGGUGCAAUCCGGUACUUGGCGAGUAACUGGCCCACCUGGCGUCAAUAUAUAUCCGCCAUUUGCCUCUCCCAUCCUCUACAUCAGAAGGAUACUGACUUAAUUGUGGCUGCCCAAGAACCGUACCCAGAGUCGUUCGCUGCAUUCGUGUCCUCUCGCUGUCGCGCAUACCUUCUGUCUCCCGAGCCUCUUGGUACCCCCCUCAUUGACGAAGCGCAGCAAGGGUGCAAUUGCUAUGCGUCCGGGGAGGAGCUCAACACAGAGUGUAUCAUGACGAAGGCUUGGCCUCACAUGCUUGAUUGGCUUAAACAGGCCUACGAUGAUCCUGAUUAUUGCGAAGCACAACUAGUGGUGAGAAGGGUUGACCUAGAUGAUGUAAAGGGGGAUAACGGUGAAGUGGGCUUAGUGGAUCAUUGA